Messenger RNA from Mytilus trossulus (common blue mussel), 1584 nucleotides. RefSeq names its product mesotocin receptor-like. Gene Ontology annotation, cellular component: plasma membrane. Gene Ontology annotation, biological process: neuropeptide signaling pathway. The transcript is spliced from 8 exons. The record is from RefSeq and is a predicted model, not a curated record. Gene Ontology annotation, molecular function: vasopressin receptor activity; neuropeptide receptor activity. The coding region runs from base 297 to 1316 and encodes 339 amino acids. Lineage: Eukaryota; Metazoa; Mollusca; Bivalvia; Mytilida; Mytilidae.
AAUACUGAGAUUUUUUUAGUCGUGUUAACAUAUGUAAUGUAAACGGAGUGUUACGUUUUAUGUUGACUGCAUUAUCAUAUUUAAAUUUGUCAAAGUGUUCAAUACGGAUUUUAUAUAGACAAACAAUGUGUGGGUAAUAAUGAGAUAUGACCACGAAAAUCAAUUUCAAACGUAAUGUUCUAGACAUAGUCUAAGAAGUUUGUGUCAUUCAUAUAUAGUUGGAUACUUUGGAAAUUGCAGAAGGAAGUUACACAGGUUUAACAAGUUAUUGUUUAUCUAGAAGCAAAUGCAUUUAGAUGCUACAGUUGAAAACAGCUGCAAUGUCAUCAAUGAAUAUAUCUGAUAAUAACUCAUUUUGUGGAACCCGUGGUGUAAUGAUAAAUUUCCCUAUUGAAUGGGAAAUAGCUAAAUGGAUUCGUUGUACCGAGUUCGUUGUGACAGUGGUAUUGAAUGUGUCAUUGUGUAUUUUACUACAAAAGAAAGGAAAGAAGUCAAAUCUUGUGUUAUUUGUUUUCCAUCUUGUUCUAUCAGAUAUCGCCGUAGCAGUUUUUCAUAUAUUUCCUCUGAUUAUCAAUCAUUUCUUUUCAAACUGGAUGUUAGGACUUACCAUGUGUAAGUUGAAGUUUUAUCUCAGUAAUGUUUCGUUGUUCGCCUCAACGUACCUUAUAGUGACAAUAGCUGUGGACCGAUUGUUAUGUGUGUUACAUCCACUUGCAAUUCUCCGACAGCGACGAAGAUACAAAACAUGGAUGAUUACAAUACCAUGGGGAUUGUCGUUUUUAGUAAACAUCCCAAUUCUUGUUUGGACCAAAAUAUUUACUAUUUGUGAAUGCAAUAUAUGUACACCUGAUCUCAGAGGCAUUCGAGAGAUAGCGCUCUUGCUCAACGCUGCCUUCCUGUUGUUUAUUCCAUCACUAGUUCUUAUAUUAUGUUAUAGUACGAUAAUGUUCUUCAUUUGUCAGAAACUUCAAAUUAAACAUGGUCAAAGAUUGUCAGAAAUAGGUUUAAUAAGGCAAGCUACAAACAACUGUCGAUGCCGUGUUUUUUCCAAAGCUAAUAGGAGAAGUACGAUCAUGACAUUUGUAGUCAGCAUCACUUUUAUCGUUUGUUGGAUGCCUUUUAUCCUAGCCGGGCUUUUGAAUCUGUAUGGUGAUCUAGGUUACGGCGGAUGGUUUGAUAUUCUUAUAGCACUCGCACCACUCAACAGUAUGGUGAAUCCGAUCAUAUUUCUAACUUUUAAUAACAGGACGUUUAUCUCAAGACGGAAAAGUACGUUUAGACGUGCAGAUCAGUUGGAACUGAUGAAUAUAUCUUAACAUCUCUGGGGGAAUGAACAUGAUGAACAUCAACAUAAAAAAUAAUUAUUUUUGUUUUGGAACCAAUUCAUAACGAAUUGUUAUCCUUAGUCGUAUUACACGAAGAUGAGAGAGAGAAAGUAUCAAAGUAUUGCUCAACUUUCUGGACUGUCAAUCCGAGAAAAAACCUGUUAUUUAUUAAUUCACCACGGAUAUACAUAAAUUGUGAAUAAAGUACGGUGAUAUUUUUUCCUGAAUUCGGGUAUGGAUUCCACUUCUGUUUACCGGA